This is a messenger RNA of Pseudonaja textilis, 6048 nucleotides long. It is a transcript of the gene TICRR, whose product is annotated as TOPBP1 interacting checkpoint and replication regulator. Gene Ontology annotation, molecular function: chromatin binding. Gene Ontology annotation, biological process: mitotic DNA replication checkpoint signaling; DNA replication; mitotic G2 DNA damage checkpoint signaling. NCBI's taxonomy places the organism in Eukaryota, Metazoa, Chordata, Lepidosauria, Squamata, Elapidae. The record is from RefSeq and is a predicted model, not a curated record. Gene Ontology annotation, cellular component: nucleus.
AUGACCUGCUCCCACAAUGUGGUCUUCCUCUUGGACACGACAGAUUCUGCAGAGAAAGAUCACCUUCACCUAGGCACCUUGAGGGUCUUGAACUUCUUGGGUUGCAAGUUUGGUCUAGCUAAGGUCCAAUGGGAUUUCAAAUUCUUUGACUCCAGUGGAAUCCGUGGCUGGGCUUCGCGAGUAGGCAGCUUCCGGGAGCUUGGGUCCCGCAGCUGGGAAGACUUUGAGGAAGGGCUGGAAUCCAGGUUCGGGAAGCAGCUCUUCCCUCUGGGCUCACCUGGCCCAACGCCACGAUCCACCAUCACUCGGAACAUUCUGAAAGAAACGCUGCUGGACUAUCAGUGGGAUCGCCCUGAAAUAGUCUCUCCUACCAAGCCAGUGCUGAGGAGCCAGAAAAAUAAAUUAAUAGCGAUUGUGGACAACCCUCCGGCGCAAUCCACUCAUGCCGGCUUUGCUAACGCCAUUUUCAUCUUGUCUCCCUGCCCUCAUUCUCAGAGGGAACUAUGGCAAUUUAUUUCUGGGAACUAUGCUCCUUUCCCAGAAGAACUGCCUCCUUCACAUGACCUGGCUGAAAAAUUCCUCCCUAAGGGAAUCCAAGACAUGAUGGUCAGUCAUAAAGUCACUCUAUAUUGGAUGGACACCUCUGAAUGGUCCAAGCUUCUUGAACCCCCUGAUCACGUGGGCUACCUCACAUUGCUUGAAGUGAUGUGCAUUCUGGGAGGCACCAUUGUGCCAUCUGAGGUCUUAACGCAGCAUUUAGACCACCAGAGAAAAAAGACCAUCCCAGCUUCCCCCGUUGAGCAUUCAUCUUCCGAACCGUCGUUCACUCCUUGGACCAAAAUACUGCCCUUGGAUUCCUCUUUGAACUGCUUGUUUUCCUCGCGCUCUUCUUUACGAACAUCCUUCCCAUAUCUGGACGGCGUCCUGCUCCUGACGGCGGAUGGAAAAGAAGAAGCCCAGAGUUGUGCUGUGGUGCUGGAGCCUCUAACCUUGAACCAGAGGAACUUUGAAGGGACAGUCAAGAUACAUCUUAAAUGCACCAUGACGGACUGGAAGUCAGCGCACGUUAGAAAUCUUCACACGGAGAGCUGGACACUCCAGAGUAAGCCAUUGGGACCUUCAGUUCAAGACAUUUCUUGGUUCCAGCAGUUUGUAAAAUAUAUUCUGGCUCAAGGACUUCAUAUGGUGGCUGAAGUGACAUUUUCAUCUGGAGCUCAUUCUCCUUGUACGGGAAUUUUCUCCCCCAUCUCUGGCACCACCGCACUUCUUUCUCUGCUCUUUGCUGAGCAAGUGGCAGAAGCUGAGCUCUCUGUCCUUCAGGCACCUGUGGCAGAAAACUUUUCCAAGGAGGAGGACUUCUGCCUGCCAGAAGUUGUGAGCAGCUUGCUAAAUCAAGUUAUGGAGGACUCAGAGGAAAACCACCAACCAAGUCCUGAAAGUUUAUGUCCAGGAUUGGCCCAGCAGGAGCUCUCCCAGGCUCAAAACUGGAGUCCAGCAGUCCUUGAAGAUUGGUACAGUGUGUCAAACCUUUGUGGGGCAAACUCACACAUGAUGGAGUCAUUCAGGAUGCUGCAAGCAAGUUCUACUAAAAACGAAGAGGAAACAUCAAAAUCAGAAGUGGAGCUGAGACAGUCCCUAGCAGAGUUUUAUCAGAAAAUAAAUUCUGAGUGUACAGUUUCAUCUCACCCUCAAGAUCAGAAAAAGAGAUGUGGGGUUCCCCGGACUCCUAUUAGGCAGAAGAUGAAAACCAUGCCCCGUUCUCUUCAAAUGCUGAACGCUGCCAUGUUCAACGUGAAAGCUCAAAAACACCAGCCUGGUAGAGAGCUGCCAGCACAUAAAAAGCCACGCCAAAGGCUGCUUUCCAGAAGAUUGGAUGGCAAAGGGGAAGGAAACGGAAGGAAACGGAAAAGCAAGAUAGACUUCAGUACUGAAGAUGAAAUGCUUUCUUACCUCAAUACAAACUACCAGAAUGCUAUGAUGGACGGAGAAAAAUUGUUUGCACGUUCUCAAGAUAUGGUGACAGCUGUUAAUACAUUUCAGAAAUCCAGUGAGGCAACUUGUUUAGACACGAUCCAAAGAAGUCUCCUGAAGACCACCAACAUUCUUCGUCAGCAACUUGCCACUGAUCCUGACAAAGAAACCAGAAUCAAAGAGUGCCGACUUCAAGUAUAUUUGCGCCUGGAGAUAUGCCUGCAAUGUCCUUUUUUGCAAAAUAACCCAGACAGAAUGGGGCAGCUUGUGCAAGAGAUGACGGAGUUACUUAGGAUGUUGUGCUUGACUAAAGAUCCAGGAUACCUCAGCGGUUUUCUGGAAGAAGUUGUAGACAUCUAUUUGGAGUCUAUGCCCAAGACUCUUGGUGAUUUGUACUACAGUCUGGGAACAGAGAUUCCUGCUAAGUUAGCUUCCGUCCUCCCAGAGGAUUUCUUUAGUGAUAAUUCCAUCCCUGAAGAGACACAGACUUCAUCCCUUCCUGCCUCUGCCGCCUCUCUUCCACUCUCUAAAGCAGCUUCUUUAAGUGCUGAAGCAGACGAGCUGGAAGAACUACGCACCCGAUCUGCCAAGAAACGAAAGCAUCCGUUAACCAGACAUAGGAGUAUCACAGAAAUGUCGCAGAAUUUACGCCAGAUAGAAAUUCCUCAAGCAUCCUGGAACCACAGGAGAAAGGACACUUCUCAUGUGCCCCUGAAUGCUAAACUGGCACCCAUUUCCAAGAAAAUGGGAGUGCAAGAAGUGACAAAGGUGAGAAGAAAUCUUUUCAAUGAAGAAACUCUAUCUCUGGGUAAAAGUUCCUUACCAAAGAUGGUUCGGAGCCAGUCAGUUUCCAUUUUAGAAGAUCUAAAACAUAAACGCAGCAGAUCUAAAGAAGAUAUUAGAGCUCAUCACAAGCUAUUGACCAAAAGGGUGGCAGAAACCCCUUUGCACAAGCAGAUGUCCAAGAGGCUGCUUCAGAGGCAGAUUACAGGCCGGUGCUCAGAUCCUGGGUCUGAUGUUGGCAUUGUAGAAGAAUCUCCUGAGAAAACCAUAACCUAUGGCUUAAGAAGUCCGCGGAUCAAGCAAUUGAUGCAGGAUAAAUUUCUCUCCAGCAACAUCCACUCCCUAGAGCCAAACAAGAGGAACACACCACAAGUGCAGUCUGCGCAUCUGGAAGAACCAGGUCUGGCUUCACCUCCCGUAAAAGCCCCCCAAUCGCCAAAGAGUAUACUUUUUAGAGAAGUUUUGGGUGGAUUUAGUUUGGGGAGAAGGAGCUCUCCCCAAAUGAGAAGAAAACAACUUGCCUUUGAUGAGCCUGUUCCUCAGGCACCAGGGAAGAAUUCUUUUCAGUCUUCCCAGGAGCUCUUAAAUCCCAAGGGCAGCACGCUGAGAAGAUCUCCUCGGAUCCAAGAAAGACAGACUCCCCAGAAAACUCCAGCCCUUAAAAACUCUGUGGCCAAAUGUUUGGGAAAUCUUUUCUCUCCUCCAAGACAGAAAAGCAAAUCCUUGCCUACAUCCACUGAAAGUCAGGAAUCCCGUCUGCCUUGGAUUGUGGAGAAGAAAGAUGGGCAUCCUUCCUCACCCAAGGCAGCAGAACUCCAAACUCCAGAGAAGCCACCACUCUCUGACAUGCUGGAUGAUGUGUUUGCUUUGCCUGCAGAUGGUCCCGAUUCACCCAUCGUUCUGUCACCUCCUUCAUCCCCAUUUGCUCUUCAGUGGAAGUUGUGCUCAGAACUGCAAUCCCCAAGGAGUUCCGUGAGCAUCGCCCCACAAAUAAUGCCUACGGUUUUGGCGGAGAACCAGACUUUUGAGAUACGAAGAAAUACCUGUCCUGAGCCAAUCUCAUCGGUGAACUUCCCCUCUCUGUUGCCAUCAUCUGCAGCCUUCAAAGGCACACAUCCAGAACUGGGUUUGACACACAUCCAGAAUAGUCCAAAUAUUAGGACUAUUUCUGAAUCUGCUUCGGAGAUUUGUCCUCCUUUCCAAUUUAACGGGAUCUCUCCAUCUUGUAAUGGGUCCGCAAAAGCUGAGAGCCCUUGCACGCUCUCUCCAACUAGGGAAAAGCUGGGGAGAAACUCUUGUAGUCCCCAAGAAACCCAGAGUGUCAGAAAGAUCUCCCCAAUAACUGCCCUUGGCUCCCCUCCUUCCUUGCCCAGAGAGGAACAUCCCUCUAUGGGCACCAGAAGUCUUGUUGCUGAAACCAGCCCAUUUAUUAAACCUGAAGACAGUGCUUCGUUGGGCCAGAGACCCGAACAAAUAACUAAAAUAAUAAGUCCGAGUAAGAGGAAAGGUUUAGAGAGAUGCCUGUCACCUACGUUCUCUUCCAGUAAUCCCAUGCACUUUGCCCAGGCUGUAGUAUUGUGCAAAAAAUUGGUUCUCAACAAGCCUCUUUCAGAUGAUUCUCAUGUAGAUCCAGGCUUCAAGAGUAGCAUUUCUUCCACAGAGGAUGCUGCGGAUGGGCAGCCUCUGCUCUUCUCAAGUCCUUCCAGACAAGAUUGGGACUCCCCGCUUGCGAUCUCAAAGCGAGGGUCUGGUGCCUAUGCGUUGCGUUGCACCGCCGACAGAAGGCAACGGGAAGCUGCCACACGGCUGGAGGAGGAGAAGAUGGCCACCUCUAAAACUUUCGGGGCCACAGCUACACCGCUGACCUAUGAGGUUGAGCUUGAAAUGCAAGCGUCUGGUCUGCCGAAGCUCCGUAUCAGAAAAGUGGCUUCCGAGGCCACCCAGCAGCCUCUCGAUUUGUAUGACAAACUCAGGGGGGAGGAAAACGGUCACCCUGUGGGGGAUAUUUCAGUGGCCUGGUGUAGUAGGCACCCGGAGAAAUUGGAACCCAUGUCCAUCUCACCAUCCUGCAUUCGCUCUGCCCACAAUACCCCUGGGAAGUUUGGGAUUGGCGGGCAGACUUACAUAUGCCAUUCCUAUUCCCCCACUCUCUGGACCUCAUCUACAACCUCCCCCUCCCAGAGCAGCGCUGGCGUCCCUUGGACCCCAUCUCCAAAAUGUAAUGGGAAGGUUACCCCCGAGGCCAUCAAAGAUUGGCCACGAAGGAAAAGGGCCACGGUGGGCUACAGCAGAAGCGAAAGGCUGGCAGAAGCAGUUGAAGAAGAGCCAGCUCCACCUCCUGGGACCCAGGAACCAUUAGAACUCUUCAGUAGCAGAAAGGUUCAGCUCUUGGGAGACCCAGAACUUGAAGGAAUUGAUAAACUUCAAGAUCAGUCAUUUGGCAGCGAUACAGAAGGCAAUAAGGAUGAGAACAUCUGCAGAAACACUCUGGUGCUAGAGUCCAGAAAAAGGGCUCAGGAGCAGAGAACACUGGGUGAGCAGGCUAGCCAGGAAACAAAAAGGCUAUGCCUAAUAAAAGAGAACCCCGGAGCAGCUGUCUACUCAACCGAACAGCUGAGCAUGGGACAACAGACUGUAUCCUCAAAGUCAACCAUCUUGGAGGACAUCUUCAACUUCUCAGAUAUGACUCCACCCAAAUCUUCAGGAAAUGGUGUGAUCUCUGCUAGUGGUCUGUGGGCCCUGGAACAGUCCCCACUCCUCUACAAAGGCCCUCAUGCAACCCAGAGGAAGUGCCCCAACGGGGAAGACCUGGAUAUGUUUGGAGCGGCAUACGAGGACUUGUCUCUUUUCCGCAGCACGCCUGCCAGAAAGAGAUCCAUUACCAGGACCUACUCACGGAAAAGGCCACUCUGCUGAAAUGAAAUGGCCAGCGGGAAUAUUUUGGAGCAAGACCUUCAAUCUCUUUGGGACAAAUGCUGCAAUCCAAAUCAGGAUUCAGUCACCACAAGGGAUCGCUUGUGCAUGGCUGGCAGUGAUUCAUGGCUGAGUUCCAAGAAGAGCAAAAAUUGAAUUCUGUAUUUCAGGGCUCUCCAAGCUUGGCCCCCUUAAGAUGUGCGGACUUCCAUUCCCAGAAUUCUGGGAGUUGAAGUCCACAAGCCUUAAAGUGGCCAAGCUUGGAGACCCCUGCUAUAUUUUAUAUAGGGUUUUUUUUAAAGUAAGGGCUAUGCCACUGUAUGGCCUUUGCAAAGUUUUAAGAGGAAUGCCCAGAACCGAGAGCAGUGAAAGCAACCACUU